This is a messenger RNA of Myotis brandtii (Brandt's bat), 2613 nucleotides long. It is a transcript of the gene ADGRE1, whose product is annotated as adhesion G protein-coupled receptor E1. The record is from RefSeq and is a predicted model, not a curated record. The transcript has 21 exons. Bases 8 to 2527 code for a protein of 839 amino acids. NCBI's taxonomy places the organism in Eukaryota, Metazoa, Chordata, Mammalia, Chiroptera, Vespertilionidae. Gene Ontology annotation, molecular function: G protein-coupled receptor activity; calcium ion binding. Gene Ontology annotation, biological process: adenylate cyclase-activating G protein-coupled receptor signaling pathway; cell surface receptor signaling pathway. Gene Ontology annotation, cellular component: membrane.
CAGCACGAUGUGGACCUUCAGCCUGCUCCUCUUCUGGGGUUGGCAGCCCUGGUCAACACAGGCUGAUUUUGGUUCUUCUGACUGGUCAGUGAACAGUGGUGCUGUGGAUCCUGCCUCAACCUCAGGAACUCCAAAUACGAAUGAGUGUUGGGACACCACCACGUGUCCAGCUUAUGCCACCUGCACCAACACUGUGGGAAGUUACUACUGUACUUGUAAACGAGGCUUCCUGUCCAGCAACGGACUGACGCAGUUCAGAGGCCCAGGGGUGGAAUGCAAAGAUGUAGAUGAAUGUUCUUCAAGUCCCUCAAAAUGUGGUCCUAACUCAGUCUGCAAAAACCUGCCGGGGAGGUACAAGUGCAGCUGCUUGCCUGGUUUCUCUUCUCCCACUGGGGAUAACUGGAGCCCGGAAAAGCCCGGUCAUUUCUCCUGUACAGACAUCGAUGAAUGCCUCGACAGCGGAGUCUGCCCAGAGCAUUCUGAGUGUGCCAACUCUUUGGGAAGCUACAGUUGCCACUGCCAAGAUGGAUUCAUCUUUAACAACUCUCUCUGUGAAGAUGUGGAUGAAUGUGCCGAUCCCAGAGCUUGCCCGGAGCAUGCGACCUGCCACAACAGUUUUGGAAGCUACUCUUGUGUCUGCAACUCAGGAUUUGAAUCCAGCAGUGGAAACAGGAGUUUCCAUGGCCCAGGAGGAAUGUGUGAAGAUGUGGAUGAAUGUUCCAGAAACUCGACUCUUUGUGGUCCCAAUACUGUCUGCACCAACAUCGCAGGAGAGUACAGUUGUUCCUGCCUGCCUGGGUUCAUUUCGCCUGAGUUUUGGACCCCCAAACAACCAGAGGCUUUCAAAUGUACAGAUAUUGAUGAGUGCCUGGAUAUGUGCCCUUUCAAUGCAACAUGCACCAAUACCCUUGGGAGCUACUUUUGUACCUGUCACCCUGGCUUUGCACCAAGCAAUGGACGGCUGAACUUCACAGAGCAAGAGGUGGAAUGUGGAGAUAUUGAUGAGUGUGUGCAAGAUCCAUCACCAUGUGGCCCCAAUUCUGUCUGCACCAAUGCCCUGGGCUCCUACAGCUGUGGCUGCAUUGUGGGCUUUCGCCCCAACCCGGAAGGCUCCUGGAAAUAUGGCAACUUCAGCUGCAAACGAGUUCCCUUCAAGUGUAAAGAAGAUGUGAUCCCCAACAAUAAACAGGUCCUGCUAUGCCAAGUGGAAACAGCAGUGGAGCCUGAGGAUGUUUCGUUUUGUGCACUCAUGAAUGCCACCUUCAGCGUUCUGGAUGAGACCUGUGCAAAUAAAACCACUGCCGUUUCUCUGAAGAGUACAGCUGAGAGCUUUGCCUCUGUGCUCGAACAAACAUCCACGUGGUCCAACUUCACCAAAGAUGAGACAUCCACGCUGGCCACUGUCUUACUGGAGAGUGUGGAAAGCACCGCUUUGGCAGCUUUUCUGAAACCCUCAACGAACGGCAGUCAGACUGUUCGGACGGAGCACUUGGAUAUUGAGAGCAAAGUUAUCAAGGAAGAAUGCGCUGAAGAGAAUGUGACCUUUAACUUGAAAGCCAAAGGGGAUGAGAUGAAGAUCGGCUGUUCCACAAUUGAAGAAUCUGAAUCCAUAGGAACCACUGGCGUGGCUUUUGUCUCCUUUGCGGGUAUGGAGUCUGUGAUCGAUGAGAGCUUCUUCCAAGACCCUCAGACCCCCUUGACCAACUCCAAGAGGAAGCUGAAGAUGAAUUCUCGCAUCAUAGGGGGCAUCAUGACGGGGGAGAAGAAAGAUGGGUUCUCUGACCCAGUCAUCUACACCCUGGAGAACAUCGAGCCAAAGCAGAAGUUUGAGAGGCCCAUCUGUGUUUCCUGGAGCACAGACGUGGGGAGCGGUAGGUGGACACCAUCUGGCUGUGUGGUCCUUGAAGCUUCAGAGAUGUAUACCGUCUGCAGCUGUAAUCGACUGGCGAACCUGGCCAUCAUCAUGGCUUCCGGGGAGCUCACGAUGGACUUCUCCUUGUACGUCAUUAGCCUCAUGGGCAUGAUCAUCUCCCUGGUGUGUCUCCUCUUGGCCAUCGCCACUUUCCUGCUGUGUCGUGCCAUCCGCAACCGCAACACCUACCUCCACCUGCACCUCUGCGUGUGCCUCUUCUUGGCCAAGUUUCUCUUCCUCACCGGUGUAGACAAGACCAACAACCAGAUAGGCUGCGCCAUCAUCGCGGGCUUCCUGCACUACCUUUUCCUCGCCUGCUUCUUCUGGAUGCUGGUGGAGGCCGUGAUGCUGUUCCUCAUGGUCAGGAACCUGAAGGUGGUGAAUUACUUCAACUCCCGCAAUGUCAAGAUGCAGUAUCUCUGUGCCUUUGGCUACGGGCUCCCAGGGCUGGUGGUGGUUGUCUCGGCCAGCGUGCAGCCGCAGGGCUACGGGAUGCAUAAUCGCUGCUGGUUGAAUACCGAGACAGGGUUUAUCUGGAGUUUCCUGGGGCCGGUUUGCACAAUCAUACUGGUAAGCAAAUUGCUUGGUGCUGUGGGUUCUGGAGGAGGGACCUGAACCGAGGGGCCAGUGGAGGUUGCAGAGCUGAGGUCACAUAUUCCUCUCCCUUCUGAUCCUUGAUUCUUGAGAUUUCCAAGUUGGAA